Gambusia affinis (western mosquitofish) is the source of this 3004-nucleotide messenger RNA. It is a transcript of the gene amt, whose product is annotated as aminomethyltransferase. NCBI's taxonomy places the organism in Eukaryota, Metazoa, Chordata, Actinopteri, Cyprinodontiformes, Poeciliidae. The transcript has 9 exons. Gene Ontology annotation, cellular component: mitochondrion. The record is from RefSeq and is a predicted model, not a curated record. Bases 248 to 1495 code for a protein of 415 amino acids. Gene Ontology annotation, molecular function: protein binding; aminomethyltransferase activity. Gene Ontology annotation, biological process: glycine catabolic process.
UUAAAACCGCUGAUCUCCAGUGAACCAAAGUGAACUCAUCAACUACGUUUCCCACAAGUCUUUGCUCCUUCCCUCCUCGUUACCGACGCUUCAUGUGUUUUUUUUUGUUUUGUUUUUUUGUGCAAGGAAAGCAGGGAUCCCACGUUGUUGAGUUCAAAAGAGUUUGGAAGCAAAGCGGAAGUGCUAACGCGGCUUUAAGCGCCGAGCGGGUCCAAGUUAAACACUUGAGCGGGGAUCAGGCUGCAGGAUGUGGGCUCGGGUUACGGCCGGGGGCUCGGGGCUCGGGCUGCGGGCUUCCAGGGAGUGCUUGCUGCGGGUCACGGGUGUUGGAUGUGCGGGGAAGAUGUCACAGGAGAGACGGGAUUUCAGUGCAGAGGCUGCCCUGAAGAAAACCACUCUCUUUGACUUCCACAGGAACAAUGGUGGAAAGAUGGUGGAGUUUGCAGGCUGGAGUAUGCCUGUGCAAUACAAAGACAGUCACAUCGCCUCACACAUGCACACCAGGGAGCACUGCUCCAUCUUUGAUGUCAGCCACAUGCUCCAGACCAAAAUCCACGGAAAAGACCGGAUAAAGUUCAUGGAGUCUCUGGUGGUUGCAGAUAUUGCAGAGCUGAAGGACAACCAGGGUACGUUGUCCCUCUUCACCAACGAGAAAGGAGGAAUCAUUGAUGACCUCAUAGUGACAAAGACCGACCAGGGUUACCUCUACGUGGUCUCUAACGCCGGCUGCGCCGACAAAGACUCGGCUCAUAUGAAGGCCAGACUGGCAGAGUAUAAAGCUGCCGGGUUUGAUGUGGACCUGGAGUUCAUUGACGGAGCCCUGAUUGCUCUUCAAGGUCCCACCAUGGCUCAGGUACUUCAGGCUGGGCUGAAAGGAGACCUCAGUAAGCUGACCUUCAUGACCUCCACCCUGGUCACGCUGUUCGGUAUUCCUGACUGCAGGGUGACCCGCUGCGGAUACACCGGAGAAGACGGGGUGGAGAUUUCUGUUCCUCGUUCCAGAGUGGUUGAGCUAGCAGAGAAGCUGCUUAGCAACAAUGAGGUGAAGCUGGCCGGUCUGGGAGCCAGAGACAGUCUUCGGCUGGAGGCGGGGCUUUGUCUCUACGGCAACGACAUAGAUGAGACCACCACGCCUGUGGAAGCCAGUCUUGUUUGGACGAUAGGGAAGCGCAGGCGUCAGACGAAGGAUUUCCCUGGCGCUGACAUCAUUGUGCCGCAAAUCAAAGCCAAGACAGUCAGGAAAAGAGUUGGACUGGUGUCCACCGGUCCCCCAGUGAGACAGCACACCCCCAUCCUGAGCCCUGAUGGACAGGUCAUAGGGGAAGUGACCAGCGGCUGUCCCUCUCCCUGUCUGAAAAAGAACAUUGCCAUGGGUUACAUGGACGCAGCAUUUGCCAAGAACGGAGCAGCCGUCCAGGUUGAAGUCAGAAAGAAAACAGUCCCAGCCAUCGUCAGCAAGAUGCCCUUCGUCCCCACAAACUACUACACUGGAUAGGAACCACACACCGGAUCCUUCUACCAAUGCCUCUCUCAUUUACUGUCGUCGCCCCCUGGUGUUUAACUCCAGUCAUACAAGGCCAAUUUAGGAUUUAAAAUAGGCCAUGUAUUUUAAAAUACAAGGCCUACACUUACAGAAAAAAUACUUUCCAGUAAGUGUGUGUGGGGGAUAAAUGCAACACUGUAAACGUGGUUGGUGUUCAGCUGUGAACAGCCAUAUUCAAUGCAGAAAACUGAUAGGUUAUGGAAGUAAUAAAACUGUGAGUUUGGCAUCCUGACUUGAACCCAUAGUUUGAUAACAUUGUUCAAUCUGGGUUGUGUUGUGGUGGCGUAGGGGAUAGCGCAACCCACAUUUGGGUCCUCGACGCGGCGAUCGGGGGUUCGAUUCCCGGCCGACAUUUGCCGCAUGUCUUCGACCCUCUCCUUCCCCCUUUCCUGUCAGCCUACUGUCAUAUAAGGGACACUAGAGCCCACAAAAAUACCCCGUGGUGGGAAAAAAAAAACAAUGUUCAAUCUGUUUAGAAUGAAAAGCAGGUGGCGUGAGAGUACAGGGAGUACUGAUGAUGUUAGCACAGUUAUGGGACCACAAUAGAAACUUUUAUUUAUCAAGUCAUUAUGAUACUAAACAAAAAAAAUUCCUCAAAUUUGCAGGCUACUCUUUUUGACCCUCACCUCUUUAUUUUAUUUUAUUUUAUUUUUCCUUUUUAGUACCAAAUGGAGCCAUCGUCCGUGGUACACUUUAUAAGGGCUAUUUGUAAAUUUGCACUUGACAACAAUUAAGUACAUUCCUACAUUGUUCUCCUAGUAGAGAACAUUUGGUUACAUGACUCUAGUAAAUUACAUCGACCAGCUGGAGGUCACUCCAAGUCAUUAUAGAGUUAUUACAAAGUUUUAGCAUUUUUAUCAGUUUCAAUCAUCAAUUUAACUAUAAAGAAAAGAAAAUGCUCCACAUUGGUUGAAAUAUGAGGGAACAACAUAAAAGAUGGUGACAAAUGUCACAGAGCCUGACAAGUGAGACGGUGUGACUAACAAACUACUAUUUUGUGAAUUAGACUGCAGCACAUUCGUGCACGCUUUUUUGUCUUCUAAUGCUGUUUUAAUGCCACAGAUGCAUAGAAGUAUUUGCAUUUACAGUAGCUAUGAACCAAUAUGACAGGGUUUGGCGUUUUUGAUCAUAUGAUGAUAAUGAUGACGAUGUUUAUAUGUAUGUUUAGAUAGUAUCAAUUCAUAAAUCCAGAUGGGAAAAAUAACGGUCUAAUUUAUAGAGAUUGCUUAGUUUAACCAUUAAUCUUUACUACUAAUAAAAGUAUUCAAUAUGUAAUUAGAGCUUUCUAUUUUCACAUGAGGUUUCUAGUAACUUGAUGAAAUUUACUACUGACUUGCCAACUUGGAACUGUGCAACAAUGCGAUUAACUUGGGUUUUUAUGUAUGGCUGAACGUUUGCGUGAACUUCUUAAGCCUUUUUCACGGGAGAGUUACUUCUGAGUAAAUAAAAUGUGCUUUUCUA